AUGCCUCUCAAGAAGUCCGAGUUCGUGUCGUCCGUGUGGAACGACAAUCUAUUUCACGACAAAGUUGUCUUCUGCACGGGCGGCAAUGGUACAAUCUGCAGCGCUCAAGUGCGAGCCAUGGUUCACCUCGGUGCUAAUGCCUGUAUCGUUGGUCGCAACGAGAAGAAGACACAUGAAGUAGCAAAAGACCUUGCUGCUCAGCGGGCUGGCGCGAAGGUCAUUGGGGUUGGCAAUAUCGAUGUGCGAAGCGUUGAGUCACUGCAGUCUGCUGUCGACCAGUGCGUUCGUGAGCUCGGCGGCAUCGACUUCCUCAUUGCAGGAGCUGCAGGCAAUUUCCUCGCGCCAAUGGCCCAGCUAUCUCCCAACGCGUUUAAGACCGUAAUUGAUAUCGAUGUGCUCGGAUCAUACAACACCACAAAAGUCGUCCUACCACACCUGCUCAAGAGCGUUCAGAAAUACAACUCAGAAGGCGGUCUGCCAAAGUCAGAGGCCGCUGGGCCUGGUGGUCGCAUUAUCUAUGUGUCUGCUACCAUUCACUACACCGGAAUCCCCAUGCAGACGCACGUGGCGGCCGCCAAAGCGGCUAUUGAUGCUCUCUCACACAAUGUCGCUAUUGAAUAUGGUCCUCUGGGCAUCACAUCCAAUAUCAUCGCCCCUGGCCCGAUUGCCGGCACAGAAGGCAUGGAGCGUUUGGGCGGCAAGCUUCAGAAAGGCGAGAAGCCUGGGAAACGAAUCCCUCUCGGACGCUGGGGCAGUAUCAAGGAGAUUGCAGAUGCCACCAUCUACCUUUUUAGUGAUGCAGGCAAUUAUGUGACAGGUCAGGUUACCGUAGUGGAUGGUGGUUCCUGGCACACGCAAACUGGGCCUGGCGCAACAUUCCCCUACCCAGACUUCCUGCUCUCUGGCGACGAAGUGACAGGCGUGGCGGGCGGCAAGCGAAAGUCUGGGAGUGCUAAGCUUUGA
Molecule: messenger RNA, 963 nt
Organism: Cyphellophora europaea CBS 101466
Lineage: Eukaryota; Fungi; Ascomycota; Eurotiomycetes; Chaetothyriales; Cyphellophoraceae
Exons: 2
Coding region: 1-963 (320 amino acids)
Biological process (GO): fatty acid catabolic process
Molecular function (GO): 2,4-dienoyl-CoA reductase (NADPH) activity
Source: RefSeq, a predicted model, not a curated record